Haemonchus placei is the source of this 2520-nucleotide messenger RNA. The record is from the annotation of a GenBank genome assembly. NCBI's taxonomy places the organism in Eukaryota, Metazoa, Nematoda, Chromadorea, Rhabditida, Trichostrongylidae.
UGUAAUCGUGCCAGAGGGAACACCGCGCGGUCACAGGAUGGUGCACGAUCGAAUGAAGUGUCUCCGAGGGAGCGUAUGCUACCAUGUAUGUCGAUAACACGUAAGCGACGCCCGUCGGUCACAUACAAGUUCCCUUGCGCAUCGAAAGAAAGGCCCUUUGGGAAGAACAACUGUGCAUCAGUGGCUGGUCCACCAUCACCGCAUGAAUCGGCUGCUGCAGGACAUGCCGUUCCAUCUCCAGCCAAUACCUCAUGAUUUGCAGUUGGAUCCAGCGGAAAAUGACUGACAACUCUCCAGAUCUGUUUGUGAAGAGGAAGAGAGAUUACCAGAAAUCCAUCUACUGGACUGACAGCCAAGUAGUAAGGAUACGAAGUGUCAGGAAGACUCAACGACAAUACAGUGGUGAUUUGCCCAUCAGGGCCAACACGUCUUACAUGGUUAUGGUCACCAAUGAAAACACACCCAUCCAAGCCGUGUGCCAGUGCCGAUGGACGAAAGAGGUCGGCCUCCGCUACAGGACCGUUACAAUUCUGACAUUCGAGCUGGCGACGCUUGCCGGAUCCAGCGAAUAACUCUACCAUGGGCACUGAGUUUGCUAUGAAUCGUCGACCACCGUUACCCAUUUCCAGUACACCUUAACAGCAGAAGGAAAAUUCCAUUAACGAAGCAAGCAAUUUUCCAGAGUGAGCGGUGUUACCAUUCACGACAUCCAAGUGAUGGUGAAUGUCCACACUCCAAGCUCCGCCUUCAAGGCGACGUGCACGUGCGCCUUCCAUGAACACUCGACGGCUGAUCCAUGAUACCUCGGACGGUCGACCACAGCCUCGAUAUUCAUACCCGAUUUUCACGUCGGCUGGGAUCAUUCCAUGAUCACUUUGGCGAUACACGUUCAACUUGUCCCAGGACCAUACGUACGUCAAGUUUUCACGAGGUGCUAGGCUCUUCUCAAAUGUCCUUCCUGAUAUUUUCACUAUCACAUGGACGAGACGAAGAUCAGGAUCGACAUUGUUCGGCAGAAGCCCCAAGACCAGCGUAGACUGCGAUGCUGUUACUCUUGAUGAGUCGUAAACCAAGCGUAGAGAUGAACCGGGGAGUGGAAGGCUCUGAACGAUACUUCGUGUAUCGACCAACAAUGUUGGUGCAAUCGACGAAGACGGUAUUCCAUCUGUAGAAACGGCCCACUCUGGGCGAAGUAUAGGUACCGGCAAUACUCGAUUAGCGACGGAACACUCUGGACGAGCACUAAGUUCGCGUUGUCGUUCCCGUGCCAUUUUGAUCGGUUCGACGACGACAAUCUCAUUUGGGGGUACAUAGACGCUUCGUUUGAGCCGUUGAAAAGGACUUCUCAAAAACUGCAGGUUCACUGUACGGCCACCGUUGACUAGUAAAUCAAAUUCACCAUCGAGCCUGGUGAGGGUGAAGCCAUAUAGGGGAUUCGCUGCAUCCGACACCUAAAUAAAAUGAGUAUUAACCGGAACUCGGAAAAUUUUGGGACAGUCAAUUCAUUUUUUUCAAUAUUUGUGGUGGGUCCAAAUAUAUUAGCACCGUACCCUCACUCCUGGCAGUGCUACCGUACUUUUACUGUCACCAUUCGCUCCUCCAUUCCAAACGACACGACCACGAAUAACCGAUAUCAUGCUGGAAGAAGUUGGCGUUUUGAACGGCUGGUAGCCGUAGCAACACAUCCACAGGGGUUGGUACAGCUGCACAGACAGCUUCUCGUGAGCAUUCCGUUGACGAGCAGCACUCCGGAUCAUCGCAGUCAAUCAAGCCAUCAUUGUCAUUAUCGAGCCCAUCCUGGCAAUCUGUUUCCACCGGAACAGCGCAAUCGUCACCGAUGAAAGACGGCUGGCAAUCGCAUCGCCAUCCAUCACCGUCUCCGCCUGGUAACAACCCCCAACGACAUUCGCCAUGCCCAGAACACGAUAAUGGACAACCUUCUAUAUGACAAUUUCCUCCGUUCCAUCCCUUGUCACACAAGCAUGUGCCGUUCUUCAUGCACUUACCAUGAUCCAGACAACCUAUGGCGCAAUCCGCGUGAUCACAAAGAUUGCCAACCCAGCCAGCUUCACAUAUACACAGGCCACCCCUGCACAGACCAUGUUCGCAUGGUGGACACACCUCUUUUUCACAGUCCUUCCCUUCCCAUCCACGAUCGCACCGGCAAGUAUCAACCACAUAUUUACCAUGGUCAUUACAUUUCGGUGGUUGCAAUAUCAUCAAUUCACAGCCCUCUCCGGUCCAACCCUUCUCACACUGACAUACACCCUCGUCUCCACAUCGUCCAUGACCGCUGCAGUCUGGGAUUUCACACCAAUGAGCAUGAACAUCGCAUUCCUUCCCUUUGAAUCCAGUCCGGCAUACACAUGCGCCACCAGAGAACACUCCGUUACCACUGCAGACUACCGGGCAAACAGACUCUUCACAAGCCUCUCCCAUAAAUCCUGGAGCACAUUUACAUCGCCCACUAGAAAGGCAUUCACCGUGACCGUUACAAUCAGCAUCACAUCGAACCGCUAA